Messenger RNA from Mercenaria mercenaria, 3160 nucleotides. RefSeq lists its product as uncharacterized. Gene Ontology annotation, molecular function: zinc ion binding; protein binding. The record is from RefSeq and is a predicted model, not a curated record. The coding region runs from base 239 to 1978 and encodes 579 amino acids. The transcript is spliced from 10 exons. Lineage: Eukaryota; Metazoa; Mollusca; Bivalvia; Venerida; Veneridae.
AGGAGUUUCUGUGUAAAGACAUAUUUUUUUCAAUACUUCCUAACCAUUUAUGAAUAGCCUAUUGAUUUAGAUAUCACUCUACCUGAAACCGAUAUACCUGUUUACAUAUAAAUGCUAAAUUUAGAACAACUUAACAUAAAAUGUUUACCUAUUGCAUUAAAAUACUUGUGCGACAAAGCAUUACACACGGGAUGAUGUUUAACCAUUUAUAUGGCUAGUAAUUGAAAAAGCAUAUUGAAUGGAGGUUACUGGAAGGAAGAGUAUUUCACAAACAAAUAUAAUGUUCUGUAAACCUUGUGAAGAUGACAAUAAACAUGUACCAGCGAACGGUUUAUGUCGCGAAUGUGAGGAACAUAUGUGUAUAGCGUGUUUCGGAAACCACAAAAAGUACAAAAUAUGUAAAGACCACAGUAUGGUUGAUAUUGAUACAAAUAUUCCGGAUUUAAAUGAUACAAAAGAAGAUAAUUUCGAAAAUUGUCUGGAGCACAAAAAUGAAAAUAUAAAGUUUUAUUGUUCAUCUCACGAAAAGGUAGGAUGUGGUGACUGUAUUAUAUUAGAACACAAAACUUGUAAUGUUGACUAUGUACGUGAUAUAUCAAAAGCGUUUAAAGACAGCAAGGUAUAUAACGACAUUGUCAAGCAUGUAGAUUCGUGCCAGAAAGCAGUACAGAAAUGCUCUACAUCAAUCAGUAAUAAUAAACUACAAAUUGAAGAUGUACAUCAGGGAUUUCUAGCCGACAUUAAAUCAUUUCGAGAUGAAAUAAGUUCCCGUUUAGACACACUGGAAGAACGAUUAGUUGAAAAAGCAAACGAUGCUAAAACAACCGAUAAACUUCGUAUUGAAUCUCUUGAAGCACCAUGCGUAGAUUUGGAACAAGAGCUGUCACAAAUAAGUGAUGAUAUUGUGUCUAAAACUGACGAACCAAACAAAUUAUUUGUCACUGCAAUGCAGUGUAAACAUGUGCUAAAUGAAAUCGAGCAAAAGCUCUGUAGUAUCAUGUCAAAUAACAGAAUUAGCAGUUAUAGUUUCAAACGAAAUAAUAAAAUUGAAGAGAUAUUAGAUCAAGUGGAACUUGGAUCUGUAUAUACAAUUCACGGAGAAAACGCAGUACCGGAUUCACAAAGCUAUGAAGAACCUAUAUCGGUACAGGCAAAACCUGAAACCAGUCGGACAUUAUACGAAGAAAACGCCUCAAGGCCGGCUUCACAAUGCUAUGAUAAACCUACUUCUGUACAAGUAAAACCGGGGAGCAGUCAGACAAUAUGCCGACAAAACACAUCAAGACCGGAUUCUCAAAGCUAUGAAACACCUAUUUCUGUACAAGCAAAACAAGGUACCAGCCAGAAAAUAUACGAAGACACUAAAUCAGUUUCAGAUUCACAAGAUUACGAAGAACUGAUUUAUGAAGAGAUUCCAGAAUCAAAUAUUUCACGUAAGAGAGGCUCGUCUAGGCAUAAGAACUGGUCCUUAUUUGAAAAUCAACUCAGAUGUGAAAACCUUCUAAUGGCUGGGGAGUACCUCAGUUUCAAAGACAACGGAAAAGGUGACAUCGGUUUGUUUAUCGGAAAAAGAGCUAUAAAAGCAGGCACAUAUUUUGAAGUUGAAUUAAUAAGUAGCGACGACAAAGGCAAUAUUGCUAUAGGCUUCGUACCAAAGGACUUUUCAUUAAAAGAACAGCCAGGGGUUGGGAGAUUCUCGGUUGGAUAUCAUGCUAAAGACGGUUGCAAACAUGACCAGAGUACAUCCGGCGAACGUAUAAGUCCACCAUGUAAAGUUGGUGACGUCAUCGGUAUAGGUGUAGCAUCGUACUUAACCAACGUUUUCAAGACAAAAAUCGAUAUUUUCUUCACCAGGAAUCAUCAAAAGAUAGGCGCAUUAGAGAUAAAUAACCCGUCAUUUUGCAAAGUGUACCCUGCUGUGGGCUUGCAGUCUUCCGGUGAUAAGGCAAGAGUUGUUCUGGACGCCCAAGUACCAUGAGAAAUGUCAUGUGAUAUCAGUCGCUGAAAAAAUAACCGAUGUCACGAAACUAGCAUACAGUCAACUUCGUAGACAUUUAUGUGCCAUAAAGUAUAAAGACAAUAAUUUUUAACUAGAAACAUCUCUUCAUAGUGUAAACAGACGCUUGAUAUUGUCAGAAACAUUAACUACAGCAUUCGCACUGAUAACUAUAAAUGAUAUAAUUACUUUAUAUCGCAUUUUGGCUUGUCUCGUAACUAAAAUUCUUACCUACUGUUGUCUUGUUACCAAUAAAACAGCAAAAACAGAGGCAAUCAAAACCAAGGACGCCUCGGGACGCUACAUGUAUUUUCAGGCAGAUUCGAUUUGCUCUUUCGAUUAACCCGUAAUUUAUAAGCCAGCUUGAAAGUAAAUUGUGUUUAUGUCCAUAAGAAAUAAAAUUGGACAUAAUUAUGUACAUAAAUAUGGUGUAAGAUGUUUGUUGUCUAAAUACUAAUUGUGUCUGAAAGGGUUUUCAAGCCUUAAUUUUACAGAAUUGUUCUUGUCUUGUUUUUUUUCCCAAACUUCUCAAGAUAUUGGUCAUGCUAAUGUUCAUAUUGCAUUUGGUAAGUUUAUAUAUCUUUAAUCGAAAGUGGUAAUGGCCUUAGUGUUUUCAGGCACACUUCACAUCUGGCGGCCAAUAUUCUUUUGCAAUUGGACGUUAUUUGUCUUUGGUUGUGAUAAAUCAUUUAAUAAUUGAGACUUAAACUUUUCUCCUGGUCUGGUUCUGCUGGUCUGGAUUUUGAUAGAUCAACUUUUGUCCAGUUUUAAUCUAAUCAAAUUUGUUCAUUUUGUAUUUUUGCUUUAUUCAGAUCAUGUCGAUAAAAAUUUAAAACCGCCAGCCUGUAUGUAUUACCUUCACCAUUAUUAGAAAGAUGUCAUGUUAUAUUUGUCUUUUGUCUCAUGAAUUUUUGUCUAUACUUAUAUGUGUAUGUUUUAUUACAAAUACUAUUCUAUGUUGUAUGUGUUGCCAUUUUUUUUAAUAUUGAUAAUGAUUACUAUCAUUUCAUCAAAAUACCCGGUGCAUUUUUACUAAGUGCUUAAGUAGCAGACAGCAGUAACGAUUGAUAUCUAUUCAUUUGCUAUUUUUAUUAUCUAUUAUCUAUUUAUUAUCUAUUACUACUUUUAUAGUUAGUAUAGUAUUAAAAACAUGUAUUGUGAUCG